Molecule: messenger RNA, 1606 nt
Organism: Chara braunii
Lineage: Eukaryota; Viridiplantae; Streptophyta; Charophyceae; Charales; Characeae
Source: the annotation of a GenBank genome assembly
GCGGCCAUCGGCAGACAAGGCAGAGAGGGACGAGAUGCAAGACUUCCUUGAUGAGCAAAAGGGGGGCGAGGGGGGGGUCGGCGAGGCGGGGAUGCGAGACGAGGCAGCUGGGGGAUGCGAGAUGAGGCAGCUGGAGGCUGCGAGCCUUAUCUACCUGGGGAGGAGGUUGUGAUGAUGUCGAGAGGGGAUGGCCCGGCGGGACGCGGUGCGAGGGCAUCACGACCUGAGUUGGAGCGCGCUAGGAGGGAGAAGAGGAAGGUGGGGGAGGAGGAAGUUGACAUGCGGGACACGGCGAGGGAGAAGAGGGUACGUCAAACGACGAUCGACGAGAUGUACGUGAAGGAGAAGUUGGCUGAGUUCACCGACGCGUGGCUGCAGUGGACGUGGCUGCAGUGGAUCUACGCGAAGGGGUUGUCGUUCAACGCCUUCAGAGGGCCGAAGUUCCAGAGGGUGCGUCAGGCGGCGAAGAGAGUCCUUCGCAACGUUCGCUUCCUGUUUCCCUCCUACAGGGUUACAGCGGGCGUUGGGAUCCCUUCGCAGAGAGGGAAGGUGGCGACGAUGGUGAGCGAGGUGCGGUCCGCUUUCCAGCACACCGGUGCCACCAUCCUCUCUGACGGAAGGAAGUCGCGUAGCGGCAAGCCGUUCGUGAACUUCCUGGCCGGGGGCGCCAACGGCGCCCUGUUAUAUGCGACCGUCGCACGUGACGGGUCAGUCCCUGACACGGCGGAUGUCGUGUAUCGCAGGUGGCGGGCCAUCGUCUUGUCCUUUCCUGCAAAGGACGUGAUCGGCUUCUGCAUGGACUCUGCCAGUAACUAUACGACGGCGGCCCGUAGAUUCGCCACCGAGCUCGACGCAGACAUCAGGAGGAUCAUUUGGCUUCCCUGCUCCACCCACCUCUGCAACUUGAUGUUGUCAGACGUCGGGACGCGAGUGGGUCGGCAGACUGUACAGGACAGUCCGCGACCAGAUCAGGCAUUUCCACUCGCGGCGGGGAGAUUGGGGAGAUCGCAGUUGUCCGAUGCUGAGGCCGACGACUGUCGGGGGGACCGCGAGACUGAGCGUUGUGCCCAGUGGUGGUUUGAUCACGGACGUCGUCACCCUGAGUUGUGCACCAUCGCCAUCCGUGUGAUGCACUUGUGGACGUCCGCCUCUCCUGCGGAGAGGAACUGGGCGCAGCACGAGUGCAUCAACACGGUGAGGCGCCACAAGCUUGGCUUUGCUAAGCUUGCACAGCUGGUUGAGAUUGCCACCAAUCUCAAAUUGGCCUCGUGCGCACAGCAAGGUAGUGGCUACGUGUUGCCCUGGGUUAUGGGGACCGGUCAGGAGGAGACAGCGGGAAGGCAGGAGGACGACGAGGGGGACGUGGACCCCGAGGUGUGGGGAGCGCGACCUGCUAGCAGUUUCAGCGAGCAGGACAUCGAGCGUCAGGUCGUCGCUUUCCAUUCUUGUCGACCGUCCAGAGCCGACCCAUUUCAGGACGUGUUUGGCAAGAGGGCGACGGAGCUACGGCCGUGGCCAGAGCAGACUCCAGACGCUGAUGCGGAUGACGACACGUCGGACGACUAAUGGACGGAUGAUGAUGACACUCCCGUCAGCAGCCACGCGA